AUGAGCUCCGCCCUUACAAACACGUCCUCAAAGUCGAUUCUGAACAAUUUUCCAAAACCGAUUACCCUUACAAUCAUACAAUUCGCCUUCGUUUCUGGGUGGUGUAUUUUCUUCGCAUUAUUAGCGCAUGUUUUCCCACGACUCCGCAGCAUCAUACCCGCACUAAAGCAUGGCAUUCGCCCUCCGAGUCGCGACGUGAUAGCGACUACCGUGCCUCUCGCUUUAUUUCAAAUUGGUGGGCAUAUCUUAUCCUCCACAGCUACAGAAAAGAUACCAGUGUCACUUGUCCAUACAAUCAAAGGGCUUUCACCGCUCUUCACUGUUUUGGCUUACCGUUUGUUGUACGACAUUCGCUACCCUUUGAACACAUACCUCUCCCUAAUUCCGCUGACGCUUGGAGUUGUUUUGGCUUGCAGCGUUGAGUUCUCAGGCAAUCUAUUUGGCAUCAUUUGCGCCUUUGGUGGGGCACUCGUCUUUGUCACGCAGAAUAUAUUCUCCAAAAAGCUCUUCAACGACGCCGCUCGCGCUGAGGAUGACGGGCCUUCAGCAGCUUCAACCUCACGCAAACUAGACAAGCUCAACCUACUAUGCUAUUGCUCUGGUCUCGCCUUCCUGCUGACACUUCCGAUAUGGCUGUGGACAGAUGCUGUUCCACUCUAUUCGGCCCCCCUCUCGCUCACGCCUCACAUAAUUCGCUCUUAUCGUCAACCAUCCUCAAUGUACCUCCCUCUUGAGUUCUUCUUCAACGGAGUCUUCCAUUUUGCCCAGAAUAUACUGGCUUUCGUACUUCUCUCCAUGACCUCUCCGGUCACGUACUCGGUGGCUUCGCUUAUCAAACGAGUCUUCGUUAUCGUUAUGGCCAUAGUCUGGUUCGGCAACAGCACCACGCCUGUUCAAGCUGCGGGCAUAGCCCUCACCUUUCUCGGCCUCUACCUUUAUGACCGUACAAGCGAUGCCUCGAAAGCGGACCGAAGGGCAAAAUUAGAGCUUUCCACCAAACAUGAGCCAUUGCUUCCUCUCGCAAUGAAAGACACUAGCAUCACCGAAUCACCAGUGGGUUUAGGUCUCAGCAAGAUGUUUGGCUCCGCAAGCGGGCAAAUAACAGGGGAAGAGAAAAGAUCAGAUGCGACUGGACCCGGAAGACCAAGAGCUGGAAGUAUGAGUGUCAGUCCGCACCCAGGUAUGAAACAAGAAGAAACAUGGCGGCCUCGAGACCAUAGCGUCAAUCGUACUGUUACUGUGAGAUGA
This is a messenger RNA of Bacidia gigantensis, 1248 nucleotides long. RefSeq lists its product as uncharacterized. The coding region runs from base 1 to 1248 and encodes 415 amino acids. Lineage: Eukaryota; Fungi; Ascomycota; Lecanoromycetes; Lecanorales; Ramalinaceae. Gene Ontology annotation, molecular function: antiporter activity; phosphoenolpyruvate transmembrane transporter activity. The record is from RefSeq and is a predicted model, not a curated record. The transcript has a single exon. Gene Ontology annotation, biological process: phosphoenolpyruvate transmembrane import into Golgi lumen. Gene Ontology annotation, cellular component: Golgi apparatus; endoplasmic reticulum.